AAUCCAUCCCACUUUGAGAUUGUGAGACGACGACCUUGACGACUUCAGCUCAACUCUGAGAUAAAGCAUUUGGCUUUCGCCGCUUCAGAUCGAUAACUCUUCAUACAAUUCACCCACGUCACAUUUUCACAAUGGCAUCCCAACUGUUACCUCUCGAGCUUAUCGACAAGUGUGUGGGCUCCAGGAUUUGGGUCAUUAUGAAGGGCGAUAAGGAAUUCAGCGGAACUCUCGUCGGUUUUGACGACUACGUUAACAUGGUUCUGGAGGAUGUGACUGAGUUUGACUACUCGGGUAACCACACUAAACUUCCCAAGAUUCUGCUGAACGGCAACAACAUCUGCAUGUUGAUCCCCGGUGGUGAAGGUCCAGAAGGAGCUGCUUGAGAAUGGUCUACCAGGAUCAUAGACAUCGCAAAAUCUCUUCCGAUCGAAAUUCAUCUCGAGCCCAGGACUCCCCUAUUUUAGACUCAAGCAAACCUGGCGCGACCUAUUUUAUACGUGUGUCACAACAUGCACAUUAAGUGGAAACCAGGACCGCAGUAUAGCUCAGAAGAGUCUAAUCUCAAGCUCAUUCCAGUUUAUAUG
This is a messenger RNA of Fusarium oxysporum Fo47, 584 nucleotides long. Its product is annotated as U6 snRNA-associated Sm-like protein LSm5. The record is from RefSeq and is a predicted model, not a curated record. The transcript has 7 exons. Gene Ontology annotation, molecular function: RNA binding. Gene Ontology annotation, cellular component: Lsm1-7-Pat1 complex; U4/U6 x U5 tri-snRNP complex; U6 snRNP. NCBI's taxonomy places the organism in Eukaryota, Fungi, Ascomycota, Sordariomycetes, Hypocreales, Nectriaceae. Bases 132 to 383 code for a protein of 83 amino acids. Gene Ontology annotation, biological process: mRNA splicing, via spliceosome.